AUGAAACGUUUUGUCUUAUUUCUAUUGAUAAUAUUUGCAAAUUUGGUGAAGAGCGAUAAAACUGAAUCAAGGGAUAUUGAGGAAGGCAGAGAUAAAGCAAAAUACGCGUUACUGAUGCAUUUCUUCUACGUUGUCGCAACAAAACUGUUCGUUCUGAAAAUCGUGUACGGCGUUAUUUUCUACGUGAUACUGACUAAAGCGUGGCACUUUGUGAUUUGGUUCAUCCAUUACUUGAAGGAGAAGAAAUCGCACGAGCAUUACGUAGAAUUUGAUCAUUACGAUCAUCAUGAUCACCACGGGUAUUACGAUCACCAACCAUACAGCAGUUACGAAUACACUAAGCCCAGUUAUGGUGUUAGUGAUAGUUACAAUAGAUUCAAAAAGCACGGCGUUUAUGACGCUGAUGGCUCAUAUUCCGUCAAAAAUUCGUAG
Molecule: messenger RNA, 432 nt
Organism: Parnassius mnemosyne (clouded apollo)
Lineage: Eukaryota; Metazoa; Arthropoda; Insecta; Lepidoptera; Papilionidae
Source: the annotation of a GenBank genome assembly